Meloidogyne enterolobii is the source of this 309-nucleotide messenger RNA. The record is from the annotation of a GenBank genome assembly. Lineage: Eukaryota; Metazoa; Nematoda; Chromadorea; Rhabditida; Meloidogynidae.
AUGCGUUUCUGUCAAAUACUUUUUGGGUCAGCCAGAGUGGUGAGGUCAAGCAGUUCCAGACUUGGGAGUCCAAAAGGUCGUCAAGCUUUCAGCCUAACUCAGGCUGCUAUUGCAAGAAUAAAAGAACUUAUUCAACAAAAACCUGGUGCUAAAGCGUUGAAGAUAGGUGUUCAACAGAGAGGAUGUAGUGGAUUAACCUAUACUUUAGAAUAUGCUGACCAGAAAGGAAGGCUUGAUGAAGAAGUUGAGCAGGAUGGUGUAGUUAUUUGGAUUGAUUCAAAAGCUCAGUUAACGUUAAUAGGGUCUUAA